Messenger RNA from Penicillium cinerascens, 195 nucleotides. RefSeq lists its product as uncharacterized. The coding region runs from base 1 to 195 and encodes 64 amino acids. The record is from RefSeq and is a predicted model, not a curated record. NCBI's taxonomy places the organism in Eukaryota, Fungi, Ascomycota, Eurotiomycetes, Eurotiales, Aspergillaceae. The transcript has 2 exons.
AUGUCCAAGAUGCGCUGCAUCAUACGGUUAGAUCAGAGUCGCAAUGGCGUGGAUGCAUGGACAUGCCAAUCGCGGGCAGGGAAGGUGAAGGUGAAGGUGAAGGUGAAGGGUGGAGCUGUCAAGUCUGAUGAAACUGAGCCGGCCACGAGUGCAACCUCCAGUUUCGAGCUCACGGGUGGCACAAGACGGCACUGA